Molecule: messenger RNA, 1584 nt
Organism: Daucus carota subsp. sativus
Lineage: Eukaryota; Viridiplantae; Streptophyta; Magnoliopsida; Apiales; Apiaceae
Product: protein RETICULATA-RELATED 4, chloroplastic
Exons: 8
Coding region: 150-1274 (374 amino acids)
Source: RefSeq, a predicted model, not a curated record
CCCUACACUAUUCUUGAAUAAAUAAAUGUGCAUAAUACAAACCAAGAUGAAAAAUUACACAAAAUAAUAAAAAUAAAUUAGAUUCUCUCUCAGUACAGAGACGACUGAUUGAGGUCUACGGUUACGUCUUACGUCAAUCUCAGCCGUCCAUGGCCAUCACAACCGUCAAUCUCCACCGUUCAUUUCCCCAACCACCCUCCCUCCACCACCAACACCGCCACGUCACUCCUCUCUCACUCCACUUCACCCCCACCUAUACACACACCUAUACAUACAAAAACUACUACACACCACCUCUACGAUCACUCAAAACCCUAGCUUCCACCGACUCCGGCGGGAAUUCCGGCGACGGCGGCAGUAUUUCCGGCGGAGGCGGUGGAGGAGACGAUAGCGGCGAUGCGGAGGAGAGGAAUAGAGAGGAGGCGAUGAUUGUGUUGACGGAGGCAGGGAGAUCGUUGGAGAGCGUAUCGAAAGACGUCGCGGCGGCGAUUAAAGCGGGGAGAUUGCCGGGGAGUGUGGUGGAGAGAUAUGUUGAGUUGGAGAGAUCGGCGGUGUUUAGGUGGUUGUUGCAAUUUGGUGGAUUUAAAGAGAGGUUGUUAGCGGAUGAUUUGUUUUUGACUAAAGUUGGAAUCGAAUGUGGUGUUGGAAUCUUCACUAAGACUGCUGCAGAGUUUGAAAAGCGAAAAGAAAAUUUCACCAAGGAGCUGGAUUUUGUUUUUGCUGAUGUGGUCAUGGCAAUAAUUGCAGAUUUUAUGCUUGUCUGGCUUCCUGCUCCUACUGUUUCGCUUCGACCACCUCUUGCUGUCAGUGCUGGAAAAAUUUCGAAGUUCUUCUAUAGCUGUCCUGAUAAUGCAUUUCAGGUUGCUUUUGCUGGUAGCUCCUAUACAAUUUUCCAAAGAAUAGGUGCCAUUGUGCGAAAUGGAUUCAAAUUAUUUGCAGUUGGGACUAGUGCAUCACUUGUUGGUACAGGGGUAACAAAUGCUUUGAUAAAUGUGCGGAAGGCCGUCGAUAAAUCUUUUGCUGGUGAAGCAGAGGAUGUGCCUAUAUUUUCUACAAGUGUUGCUUAUGGUGUCUAUAUGGCAGUUUCUAGUAACCUGAGAUACCAAGUGUUGGCUGGAGUUAUUGAACAGCGUAUUUUGGAACCUCUGUUACACCAACACAAACUCAUUUUGAGUGCUAUUUGUUUCGCUGUCCGUACUGGCAACACAUUCUUGGGGUCGCUGAUGUGGGUGGAUUAUGCUCGUUGGGUUGGGAUCCAAAAGGUACGAGAAUAAGUGAAGGCAGAGCCCAUUCAGGGGGAUUCGUACUGUUGUACAUACUGCACAUUUGUAGGUAACAGGUUAAAUGAACACAGGCCCUGCACUCACUAGUUCAAAAUUGAACAAAUCAGCUGCUGGUAUGUCUUCUUCUGGAAUAUCAAGGCACAAAUUGUGCUAGUGUAAAGUGUAUAUACGAAAUCGAAGCUUUCAAGAGAUAUUAUAUAAGAUGGACAGAGAAUUUGUGUUUUUGUUGAUUCUGUCUGCAUAAAUGUAGAAAUCUUGUGGCAUGAAUAUUUAAUUGCACUCAAUAAUAAAUUUAUAUCAA